UUUCAGUGAAACCACCGCACCGGAAAAUGGCGCACCUGCUGCGGCCGCUUUUUCACUUGCCACGGUGGCGCUUCCGCCGCUCCGCCGUGUCGCAGCUUCUCAGCUUCCAAUCAGCUCCGGAUCGCGCCACCACAAUUCUUCCUUUCUCCACACUCUUCUCCUCCUCCACAUGCCGCCAAUUUCAUUCCCGCGCGCGAGCUCUGAAAUUGCGCGAUUCUCCUCCUUUCUCCGACGCUAAUGACAGCGGCGACGAAUUAUCCGAUGGCGGCGAUGUGAAGAAGAGUCGGAACGAGAGAAAACGGGAGGCGAGGCGCGCCGUUCGCUGGGGGAUGGACCUAGCCAACUUCUCUCCGUCUCAAAUCAAGCGCAUUGUCAGAGUGGCUGAACUUGAGCAAGAGGUGUUUGAGGCAAUUAUGGUAGUGAAGAGACUUGGUUCUGAUGUUCGGGAAGGAAAGCGCCGACAAUAUAAUUAUAUAGGGAAACUGCUACGUGGAGUUGAGGUUGAAUUAAUGGAUGGCUUAAUUCAGGCAAUAAAAGAUGGAGAUCUGACUAAGUUUCAAGAAUUAUCAGGUGCAGAAUUGGCAAUUGACAACGAUGAAGUGUCAGAAGAAGAAGUUUCAGAGGAGGAAGAAGAAGAAGAGGAUUACACAAAUAUGGCUGUUGUAACUAGAUGGUUCGAUGGCCUAGUUAACAAGGAUCUUGACAUUACCAAUGAGAUUUACUCACUUCGAGAGGUUGACUUUGAUCGUCAGGAACUUCGACAAUUGGUUAGAAAAGUGCAGUCUGCAUCAGCACAGAACGCCGAAGAGAGGGUGGAAGCAGACACCAAUGCACGAAGGUCUCUCACUCGUUUUCUCCGAGGUCUUGCCGAUCAACUCCCAGAUGAGUAGCAUACAGGCUUAAAAUUCAUGAAAUUUGACCAAUUAUCCUUAAAAUCUUUUUUGUCUUUUAAUUUCCAAAAAUAAUUUAUGAAAAUCUAUAUAUUUAUACAUGCUUUCGUUUGUUAUUGGAUUA
Messenger RNA from Salvia hispanica, 1014 nucleotides. Its product is annotated as kinesin-like protein. The record is from RefSeq and is a predicted model, not a curated record. NCBI's taxonomy places the organism in Eukaryota, Viridiplantae, Streptophyta, Magnoliopsida, Lamiales, Lamiaceae.